Molecule: messenger RNA, 1125 nt
Organism: Cicer arietinum (chickpea)
Lineage: Eukaryota; Viridiplantae; Streptophyta; Magnoliopsida; Fabales; Fabaceae
Source: RefSeq, a predicted model, not a curated record
CCUUCUGCAGUUUGUAAUUGCAAUAUUUACUACAAAUUUCCCAUUCCUGCAUACUUCUUGGGAUUUUUCCAAACAAUUAAUACAUUUCCUGCCCUCAAUUUACACUCUUCUUCUACCCAAUAUUAUUACUAUACUUCAAUUCAAUUCAAUUCAAUUCAAUUCAUUUACUCUCUUUUUCUCUCUCUACACCCUCCACAAUUUAAUUAAGCUUUAAAUUACUCCCCCUUCAUUUUCCUUGUAUAAAUUCCCCUUCAACCUUCUUCCAUUCUCACCACAUCAACAACAACAACAACAACCACAAACACUCCUUCUCUAAACUUCUUCCUUUCUAUAUACAGAGGAAAAUUAAGGAUGAGUCGAAGAAACGGAAGUGGACCAAAGCUUGACUUGAAACUGAACCUAUCACCACCAAGAGUUGACCGGAGAAUGGAGUCAUCACCGACACGAUCAGCGUCGGUGUCGCCGCCAAGUUCAUGUGUUUCAUCGGAGAAUGAUCCAAACAGUCCUGAACCAACUUCCAUGGUACUUGUUGGUUGUCCUCGUUGUCUCAUGUAUGUCAUGCUCUCUGAGAAUGAUCCAAAAUGUCCAAAAUGCCACAGCACCGUUUUGCUCGAUUUUCUCAAACUCGACAACAACAACAACAAUAACAAGAAGAGUUAGAGAGAUCCUCUGUUUCAUCCUCUGUUUUUCUCAGAACUAGGAAUAUUUAUAUUUAUAUUUAUCAUUAUUAUUAUUAUUAUUAUAUUAGUACUAGAUUUUAAUUUAUCCUAGGAAUAUCUUCUUUUUUUUUUUAAUUUAAUUUUUAACCUUUUCUAUGAGUAGUGCUAAGUGCGCUCCAUUUUUACCAUCUUUUCCAUUCAGGAAAAAAAAAAUCCCAACAAUUUUGUUAAAGCAAGAAAAAGAGACAAGAAGUGGAGCGUAAAUAGCACUAUUUCUAAUUAUAUAAAUAUAGUAUAAAAAAAAAAAGAAGAAAAAAAAAUGUAACUGAGAAAUUCAGGAAUGUUAGGAGUAUCUAUUAUAUGGGUUCAGAUUUUAUGCUCUUUAGACAGUGUAGUAGGGCUUAACAUGAUGUACCCUUUUAAUUUGCUUAUUGAAAUUUAAGGUCAAAAUCAACUUUUUAGUUUA